AUGGAGGAACCAGUUUCCUAUUAUACUAUUGUACCAGACUCUGAUUUCGACAUUGAUAUCGUCAUAACGAAGAUACCGAAACAGAGCCCGGUUUGGAAUUUUGACUGGACAACAGGAGUGACUGUAGCCGCUGCUGCUGGUUGCGGCAUUGCUGCUUCUGUUGGUUUAUUCGCUUAUAACAAGUACAAGAAUCUGAAGAAACAGUUGAAACGGACGGAACAACAAUUCGAAAAGGAGAAUGAAAACGCUUUUGCAGAAAACAGGAAAUUACGAGAGUUGCUGGACGAAAGACAGAUUGCACUCCAAGAGGCUGAAGCAAGGAUGGAUAAACUUGUAGCUGAAAAUGAAGAGGAGAUCCUCAAAAGGGACGAACUGAUAGAAGAACUGAAACUGGAAAAGGAAGAAAUCAAUGACCAGCUUGAGGAAGUUCUUCUACAGAGAGAGGAGAUGGAGACCUUACUUGACGAGGAGCGAGAAAGAGGGAACGAAAAGGACUGGCAUAUCGAAGAAUUAUUAAAUGCAGAAGGAAUUCUGCAACGAGAACAACAGGAGCUGAGUGACGAGCUAGAGAAAGCUCUCCUUCACGGGAAUGAGAUGGAGACUUUACUUGAAGAAGAACGAGAAAGAUGGGCUCAAAAAGACUGUGAAAUCGUAUUAUUGAACAAUUCAAUAUGGAUUCUGAAACGGGACCAACAGGAACUGAACGACAAGCUAGAGAAAGCUCUCCUUCACGGGAAUGAGAUGGAGACUUUACUGGAAGAAGAACGAGAAAGAUGGGCUCAAAAGGACUGUGAAAUUGUAUUAUUAAACAAUUCAAUAUGGAUUCUGAAACGGGACCAACAGGAACUGAACGACAAGCUUGAGAAAGCUCUCAUUCACGGGAAGGAGUUAGAAACUUUACUUGAAGAGGAGCGAGAAAGAGGAACCGAAAAGGACUGUGAAAUCGAAUUAUUAUUAAAUGCAGAAGGAAUUCUGCAACAAGAACAACAGGACCUGAACGACAAGCUUGAGAAAGCUCUCCUUCACGGGAAGGAGAUGGAGACCUUACUUGAAGAGGAACGAGAGCGAGGGACCGAAAAGAACUGUCAUAUCGAAGAAUUAUUAAAUGCAGAACGGAUUCUGCAACGAGAACAACAGGACCUGAGCGACAAGCUAGAGAAAGCUCUCCUUCACGGGAAUGAGAUGGAGACUUUACUUGAAGAGGAACGAGAAAGAUGGGCUCUCAAGGACUGUGAAAUCGUAUUAUUGAACAAUUCAAUAUGGAUUCUGAAACGGGACCAACAGGAACUGAACGACAAGCUAGAAAAAGCUCUCCUUCACGGCAAUGAGAUGGAGACUUUACUGGAAGAGGAACGAGAAAGAGGGGCUCAAAAGGACCGUCAAAUCGAAGACUUAUUAGAUGCAGAGCGAAUUCUGCAAUUACAACAGCAAGAACUGAAUAACAUAAAUGCAAAGGAAAAAGAGAGAUUGUUGGAGGAAAGGAAGGAGGUAGAGAUUCAGCUGAGUAAUUGCUUUAGGCUCAUAGAGGAAAAUGCGGAAAAUUACGAAGGGGAGAUCACAAGAAGGGAAAUUAUGAUAGAAAGUUACCGCAACAAGCUCGAGGUUGCUCUCCAACGCGAGAAGAAUUUGGAGAGCUUGUUGGACGAAGCAAAAGAAAAGGAAAGAAACAAGGAUAGAUAUAUAAGAGAAUUAUCACUCGGAGUUGAGAAGCUGAACAGUGAAAUUCAUAUGUUGGAACAAAAAUUGGCGAGCGCCCGGAAAGAACGUGAGAUGAGAGAUCUUGAGAUGGUGCAAAGAGAAAAAGAACAAAUCGAAAUUAGCUUAUACUGGAAGCAGAAGUUUGAGGAAAGUAAUAACGAAGUGAAGAUCUCGGGACAACGUGAAAAAGACCUCCGAGAAAAAGUGAAGGAUUGCGAGAAAGAACUGGAAAAUGCAGCCAUUCUAGCAAAGUCGUUGGAAAAUAAGGUCAGACUUUUGGAAGAUCAGUUAAAGGAAAACUAUAUAAUAUUGAAGGAUAAAGAGGAAGAGAACAGUGAAAAAGACAGCGAAAUAAAGAGGCUGCUGGAGCAGGAGAGAAAUCUGCAGGCUAACUUAGAAAUUGCUCUGGUCAAGGAACAAGGCUUGAAACGCACGUUACAAUGUGCACAAGAGGAGGUCCUCUCUUUGCAGAAGAAGGAAAGUGAAAACUGGCAGGAAAUUCAACAGCUGCUAGAAGAAUGCGAAAUGUUGAAGGAAAAAUGUCAGUUGCAAGAAGAUUUUAUCCUUAAAGAAGAAAAACGUGUCAGAGAGCAGCGAAGACUACAACAAGAAACCUUGAGAAAUGAAGAUAAAUAUAUGUUGAUGACACUUCUACAUGGAAUUGCCGAGAGGAAUUUCCAUCUUGAACGCAUUGCAGAUGAGCAUGGAAACGAAAAUGAGAGAGACAAGGAGCUGUUUGAUCACAUGCUGAAAAGAAAAGAAGAGCAGUUCUGCAUGGCCCAACAGGAGAAGAACUAUUACUUGAAAGAAUGGGGUGACUUAACCCAGGUGUUGGAAGAUUUAAUAUGUGAAAAUGAAAGAGUGCAACAGUUGGUUGCACCAUCCCCCCGUGUGAGUAUUGGAGAUUGUGCUGGUGAGGGUGGUAAUACUGGGAAGAUCACUGCUAGUGGAUGGAGGCUCCUGAUUGGUUUGCUCCCCAAAGGACAGUUACUGAUGAUACCUCCAGGAAGUCCUACACAUCAGGAGGCAGAAGCCCAGUCUAAAUACCAUGCAAGAGACUCCUUUCCUCUUGGUGUCAGUAUGAAUGGCACUGCCCACCAGCAUCCCUGGUAA
Molecule: messenger RNA, 2811 nt
Organism: Macrobrachium nipponense
Lineage: Eukaryota; Metazoa; Arthropoda; Malacostraca; Decapoda; Palaemonidae
Product: trichohyalin-like
Exons: 2
Coding region: 1-2811 (936 amino acids)
Source: RefSeq, a predicted model, not a curated record